Messenger RNA from Eruca vesicaria subsp. sativa (arugula), 1112 nucleotides. NCBI's taxonomy places the organism in Eukaryota, Viridiplantae, Streptophyta, Magnoliopsida, Brassicales, Brassicaceae. The record is from the annotation of a GenBank genome assembly.
CUUUAAAGUCAUCUAGAGAGAGAACCAAGUUUAAAAUUGAAAAACCAUUGAUUUCAUUUUUUAUAUAUUUUGGAGUCAACGAAAAUAUCAGAAGAACAAGCAAACACAAAGAAUGGCUGGUGGCUCCAACAACAACAACUACUUCAAUUUGGUGAUGGGAGAGCACAUGUUCAGCAAAACGCUAACACCAAGCGACGUCGGGAAACUAAACCGGCUCGUGAUCCCAAAGCAACAAGCAGAGAACUACUUCCCCUUAGAGUUCAAACAAACCAGCAAGGUGUUGGAUUUCCACGACAGAAACGGCAGGAAGUGGACGUUUCGCUACUUGUACUGGGGCAGUAGCCAGAGCUACGUGAUGACCAAAGGAUGGAUCCGUUUCGUCAAAGAUAAGAACCUCAACGAAGGAGACAGCGUCUCGUUCCUCCGUGGCUACGUCCCCGACGAUAACGAACCAAUGAGACUAAGGAUAAUCUUUUUCGUCGAUUGGAGGCACAGAUCCGACACAAACCUCGUACAAAACAUAAACUGCUAUCAUCAUCAUUACCCGGUUUUCGUGUCUCCUCCGACUUAUCCAACUGCUGGUUACUAUCCCAUGCCAAAUUACCCAAGGCCACCACCUUUUUAUUAUAACCAAUCACAAGAGAGGGAUUUUUUAGGGUAUGGUUAUGGAGAGCGUUGCUACGCGGGACCACCGUUGGAUCAUCAUCAUCAUCAGUAUGGAAGAUCUGAGCCGUUGGUUUAUAACUCUUAUCCUGUUUACCCGACCACGAGGGUACCUUCGUCUGACGCCAUGCUGCCGCCUUCUCCUCCUCCUCCUCCUUCUCAUCAGCAGCCGGAGGAGGGGACGGCGAAGAAGGUGAGGCUGUUUGGUGUCGAUGUGGAGGAGUCUUCUUCUUCAGGGGAGGCACGUGGUGAAAUGGGUGUGGCAGGGUACUCUUCGGCUAUGCAGUUAAGCGAUGAUGAAGAAUAUAAGAGGAAAGGGAAGUCCUUAGACUUAUAGAGCAAAGAUUCUCUUCUAUUCACCAUUUUCUUUAAGUUCUUUCGUCUUUUUAAAAAUUAUUAUAAUGUAAUUUGGCAAUUGGAGAAUUUAUUAUGUAGUGAGGAACUUCUCC